CACAACGCGAUUUCUCUGUGCAAUGGCGCCUCACUGCUGUGUUCCCCAAUGCACUUCAUCACACAGGAAAAAAUCAAACAGAGGACAAACGUUUCACCGUUUCCCCAAAGAUCAUGGACUACGUCGACAAUGGAUAAUAAACAUCAGAAGGGAUCCUGGUCGUAAUUUUAAGAUAAACGCAUACACAAAAGUGUGCUCGGAGCAUUUCCUCCCAGACUGCAUUGUGAAGAGCAAGACUGGCAUCACCAAGUUGAAACAGGGAGCUGUGCCAACUGUGUUUGCAUGGAGUUCUGUCAGACCAGAGAGGAGGAGUGUUGUUAGAACUGCAAGUAAUGUUUCCACGGAUCUCGAUGAUCGACAUGGUGUGAAUGUGUUGAGUGAAGAGACGCCCCCUCCGCACCCAGACCAUGAGUAUGCUGCACUGCCUCCCUCACUUCAAGAUCAACUUGAGGAAGCCCGCAAGACCAUCGGUGAUCAAGAACUUUUAAUUUUAGAGCUUCAACAAGAACGGUUUUUGAUUUCAAAUUUUCAAGGUGACGAUAAACAGAUUUCAUUUUAUACAGGGUUCCCAGAUUAUGAUACAUUUAAAGCUGUGUUUAUGGCCCUGCAACCUACUGCAGAAAAUAUGGUGGGAUGGAGUCAGGCUCAGCGACUUAAACAUACAAGUGGGGAGGUACUUCGUCAAGGCUUUAGCGCCUCUAAAUUGUCCACUAUGGACCAGUUUUUUCUUUUUCUUUGUAGGUUGAGGCAGGGAUUUCCUGAACAGGAUCUUGCAACCCGUUUCCAUGUAUCACAGUCAACAGUAAGCAGGAUCUGUGUGACCUGGGCCAAUUUUUUGUAUUUUAUGUUGGGAUCACUUCCAAUGUGGCCUUCAAGGAAAACUGUGGAUGAACUUAUGCCAGAUUGUUUUAAAUGCACGUUCCCAGCUACUAGAGUUGUAUUGGAUUGCACAGAAAUUCAUGUACAGAAACCUAGUUCCAAGGUCCUUAACUCAGCGAUUUAUUCACACUACAAAGGGAACACCACAUUUAAGGGCUUAAUAGGUAUUGCCCCCUCAGGUGAAGUGACUUUUGUCAGUGAUUUAUAUACAGGUUCAAUAUCUGACAAAGAAAUUACCAAAAAAUCAGGUAUUCUUUCUGUUCUUGAAGAAGGAGAUAUGGUAAUGGCCGAUAAAGGCUUUCUCAUUAAGGACCUUCUCUCUGAAAGACACGUCUCCCUUGUAGUCCCUCCUUUUUUAGGCCCAAGUGGACACUUCACUGCAGACGAAGUACGAAAGACUCAAGCGAUAGCAAGACUGCGAAUUCAUGUAGAGCGCGCUAUUAGGCGGAUUAAAGAGUACCAUAUUUUUGAUAAAGUCUUACCCAUGACACUGGUGGGCUCCGUUAACCAACUGUGGGCCGUCUGUGCCCUUUUAACUAAUUUUCAAGGUCCUCUCUUUUAAAAUUGUAAUGUUAAUGUAAAUAUCUACCAAUGUUAUGUAAAUCUCUACAACUGACAUCUUAAUAUCCACAAAUGUAUUCAAACCUUGAAUAGAAAGUGUUCA
Messenger RNA from Rhinichthys klamathensis goyatoka, 1543 nucleotides. RefSeq lists its product as uncharacterized. The coding region runs from base 23 to 1441 and encodes 472 amino acids. The transcript is spliced from 4 exons. Lineage: Eukaryota; Metazoa; Chordata; Actinopteri; Cypriniformes; Leuciscidae. The record is from RefSeq and is a predicted model, not a curated record.